Odobenus rosmarus divergens (Pacific walrus) is the source of this 749-nucleotide messenger RNA. RefSeq names its product fibroblast growth factor 17 (gene FGF17). The coding region runs from base 46 to 696 and encodes 216 amino acids. The transcript has 5 exons. Gene Ontology annotation, cellular component: cytoplasm. Gene Ontology annotation, biological process: regulation of cell migration; cell differentiation; animal organ morphogenesis. Lineage: Eukaryota; Metazoa; Chordata; Mammalia; Carnivora; Odobenidae. The record is from RefSeq and is a predicted model, not a curated record. Gene Ontology annotation, molecular function: type 2 fibroblast growth factor receptor binding; growth factor activity; type 1 fibroblast growth factor receptor binding.
AGUUUGGGGGCAGGGGGGCAACGGCCCCAAGAAAUCUCUCCGGCGAUGGGAGCCACCCGCCUGCUGCCCAACCUCACUCUGUGCCUGCAGCUACUGAUUCUCUGCUGUCAAACUCAGGGGGAGAAUCACCCGUCUCCUAAUUUUAACCAGUACGUGAGGGACCAGGGCGCCAUGACCGACCAGCUGAGCCGGCGGCAGAUCCGCGAGUACCAGCUCUACAGCCGGACCAGUGGCAAGCACGUGCAGGUCACCGGGCGUCGCAUCUCUGCCACCGCGGAGGACGGCAACAAGUUCGCCAAACUCAUAGUGGAGACGGACACCUUUGGAAGCCGUGUGCGCAUCAAGGGUGCUGAGAGUGAGAAAUACAUCUGCAUGAACAAGAGGGGCAAGCUCAUUGGAAAGCCCAGCGGGAAGAGCAAAGACUGUGUGUUCACGGAGAUUGUGCUGGAGAACAACUACACGGCCUUCCAGAAUGCCCGGCACGAGGGAUGGUUCAUGGCCUUCACGAGGCAGGGUCGGCCCCGCCAGGCUUCUCGCAGCCGCCAGAACCAACGAGAGGCUCACUUCAUCAAGCGCCUCUACCAGGGCCAGCUGCCCUUCCCCAACCACGCAGAGAGGCAGAAGCAGUUCGAGUUCGUGGGCUCAGCCCCCACCCGCCGGACCAAGCGCACACGGAGGCCACAGCCCCUGACGUAGUGGGGGACACUGGGGGCAGCCGCCCCUCACCAGCCUUCCCAUCCCCUUCCCUU